Molecule: messenger RNA, 981 nt
Organism: Humulus lupulus (European hop)
Lineage: Eukaryota; Viridiplantae; Streptophyta; Magnoliopsida; Rosales; Cannabaceae
Product: peroxidase 3-like
Exons: 4
Coding region: 1-981 (326 amino acids)
Biological process (GO): hydrogen peroxide catabolic process; response to oxidative stress
Cellular component (GO): plant-type cell wall; plasmodesma
Molecular function (GO): heme binding; peroxidase activity
Source: RefSeq, a predicted model, not a curated record
AUGAAACUCAACGUUCUUAUGUUGCUCUUUGUUGUUCUAAUUAGCAGCCUCUUGGGGGCCUCUCAAGGAGGUAGUCUCAGUGAGUAUUUCUACAAGCAUACCUGUGGAGAAGCUGAGACUAUUGUAAAGAAGGCCACCGAGAAACAUGUCGCCAGUAACCCUGCUGUACCCGCACAGUUGCUCAGAAUGCAUUUCCACGAUUGUUUUGUCAGAGGAUGUGAUGGAUCAGUUCUGUUGAACUCAAAAAAGAAAAAUGCGGAAAAAGAUGCAGGUCCGAACCAAUCUUUGUUGGGUUUUGAUGUAAUUGAUGAUAUCAAAGCACAAGUUGAGAAGAAAUGCCCAGGAGUUGUUUCAUGUGCUGAUAUUCUGGCUUUGGCAGCAAGGGACUCUGUUUCCUACGCAUUUAAGAAAUCCAUGUGGGAAGUGCCUACGGGUAGAAGAGAUGGCAAAGUAUCGCGAAGCAGCGAAGUACAGCAAAAUAUUCCAGCGCCCUUCUUCAACUUCAACCAACUCAAGCAGAACUUCGCCAGCAAAGGCCUUAAUGUGCAUGACCUUGUCGUAUUAUCAGGAGGACACACAAUCGGAGUGAGUCACUGCAAUGGGUUCAGCAACAGGCUGUACAACUUCACUGGAAAAGGAGAUCAGGACCCUUCAUUGGACAAAAAAUACGCUCAGCAAUUGAAGAGCAAGUGCCCUCCAAGAGACCGAAAGACAACUGUGGCAAUGGACCCCGGCAGCGGCAGUGCUCUCAAGUUCGACAGCAGCUACUACGACGUCGUAAUCAAGAAAAAGGGUCUCUUCACCUCAGACUCCACACUUCUCACCAACAAUGUCGCCCGUAACACCGUCCAGAAGUUGGUUCAUCAGAAUGAUUUCUUCACCGAAUUCGCACUGUCCAUGAAGAAGAUGGGAGCCAUUCAGGUCCUCACUGGCACGGCUGGUGAGAUCAGGAAGAAGUGUUGGGCCGUCAAUUCUAAUUAG